Suillus clintonianus is the source of this 849-nucleotide messenger RNA. RefSeq lists its product as uncharacterized. The transcript is spliced from 8 exons. Bases 1 to 849 code for a protein of 282 amino acids. Gene Ontology annotation, molecular function: catalytic activity. The record is from RefSeq and is a predicted model, not a curated record. Lineage: Eukaryota; Fungi; Basidiomycota; Agaricomycetes; Boletales; Suillaceae.
AUGUCUAUCUUCGCUAUCAUCGCACGUAUUCCGAUGUUAUUUGUGUACAACGUUGGACCUACUACCAAUCCCGUCAGGGCCGUGGCUGUUGGACUGUCUACAGCGGCAGCCAUUGUGGGCAUCGCGCCUGCCUUGGCAGGACUCGCAGCUCCUAUUGUAGCGCCGGUAGCGGCAAGCGCUUUAGUCGCGAAAUGGGUAUAUGAUGCGCGCCAGCUGUUCGGCGCGGUGCUCCAGCGCUUUGUCGCGCACAUUUCGCCCCAUGCCGCUGCGUUGGCUCGAGAAGGUUUUGAGGUUUCUCUCCUCGAAGCUGCGAAGUUCCCUCGUUAUCAUAUCGGCGAGAGCCUGCUCGCGUCGAUCCACCCUUUCUUGGCAUUUAUUGGUGCAGAGGAGGCUGUCGUCGACUACGGGUUCAAGAUUAGGGUGCGGGCGGUCUUCAAUGCGUCGAAGUACAUUAGACGGUCGCCGCCCUCGUCGUACAGCCUGAUGGCUCAGGACCCAAAUAAUUGGUCUUGGUCAGCGAUCAGACCAGAAUUUGACGAUUUGCUAUUGCGCCAUGCCUCCAAGUGCGGCGCAACCGCUAUCGAAGAAACAAGAGUUACUGAAAUUCAGUUUGAGGACGAAGGCAAUUCCAAACCCGUUUCAGCCACCUGGAGGAAUACAGGCGCUGUAAUGGAGGGUCGCAUACCCUUCAACUACCUGGUUGAUGCAUCAGGAAAGAACGGGAUCGCGUACGCGAAGUCUCUCAAUAACAGAUGCUUUAACCCAGCCCUUGACAAUGUUGCAUGCUGGGUAUACUGGGAUGCAGAGCACACUUACAAGCCGGGGACCAGGCGUGAACAUGUCAUCUAG